AUGCUGAUAAUUAUUGGACAUCAAGUCCUUUGUAUGCGUGGUUCACUUAGUUUCUCCACAAAAUCAGCAACGUUAUUGAGCGAGUCGCUGAAAUCACGAAUUGAGUCGAUGAUCUCAUCUGCACCUGUGGUGGUUUUCAUGAAAGGCACACAGCAAGAACCUAUGUGUGGUUUUAGCAAAACUGUGAAAUUGGUUCUAGAUUUCCAUGACAUUAGAUUCAAGGACUACGAUGUACUCAGUGACGAAGAAUUAAGAGAAGGCAUUAAAAUAUACAGUGACUGGCCAACAAUACCGCAGGUCUAUGUGAACGGGAAUUUCAUUGGAGGCUCGGAUAUUUUAGUGAAAAUGCAUAAAGAUGAAGAAAUAACGGACGUCUUCGAGAAAGAAGGUAUAAAAACAAAAUUUUCUGAUCACGAGAAGUAA
This is a messenger RNA of Thelazia callipaeda (thelaziosis nematode), 423 nucleotides long. The record is from the annotation of a GenBank genome assembly. NCBI's taxonomy places the organism in Eukaryota, Metazoa, Nematoda, Chromadorea, Rhabditida, Thelaziidae.